CAUGUAGUAUAGUGUCAUUUUUACACGGAAAACUAAAUAACACAUAUAUUGAAGUCACUUUUUACACAAUUAGAUUUGCAGUGGGUAUGCUUUCCAUUUGGUGACAGAAGUCGACACAAGCAUCAUUCUAUUCUUCUUAACAUUCAGUGAGUAACAAAUGGUAGUAAAGAUAGAACGACACUUGUGUCACUUGACUUGUUUCACCAAAUGAAAAGAGCAUCCAGUGUUUUUAAAUAAAAUCUAUUUUUAUAUAUAAAUAAAAUCUGUCUCUUUUUUAUUUUGUAUAUCGCGAGUAAAUCUGAAUGAGUAUUCAACGACUUGUUACAAGAGGACGUCAUUAGAGUUUCGGAUUCGAAAGUGCGUAAAUGUGUGCAUAAAUCCACCGCUGAUUUUGAGCCUGUCCUCGCGAUUGUGUGUAAUAUUGCUCGUGCACACACUAUCACGCACGGACGCGUAAUCCAAGAACCUCCUUUGCAAAAUUUUCUCUCCCUUGAAUCAUCGCGCGGUCGUCUUCGUCGUGGAGGAGAGGUACUCGGCGGAGAUUCUCGCACACGGUACGCCCUUUGUGAACGAAAAAUCGUCCUGAUCGUCGACGCAUUCUCCCGGCGUGGAGGACGCCGUGAGGUCGAGGUCGACGCGCUCUGAUAAUAAAUGAUGUUUUAUCUGUCGAGCGAUGCCCGGCGGAUAUAGCAUAGCCCGACGGAGAGAGGGAAGAGGAGGGAGAGAAUUGUAAUGCGACGAGGCGUCAAUCUGCUUUUUCGUUCGCGCAGGGUGCGACAAAUCAUGUCGAGGCACCGUCUCGCCGCUAACACGAGUACAGAAGAAGCUUCGACGAGACGUCUGGCUACUAUCGACGAGGGCCGCCGAGUCAGUGACUUAUCGGGCGAGUCGAUGAAGGACAGUAACGAGGUGGAAGUGACGUCAUUGGAGGAAGCCAAGUCGGUCAUAGCGGCACUCAGAGCGAGACAGCGGGCACAAGCCCACCAAAUGCUCGCUUGGCGAAGGACCCUUAAAUUGCAGGAGGACCUGGUGGCCCGAUUGACGCGAGAAAAAGCUGAGCAGCUGCGGACGUUGUCGUCGCAACUUCUGCUGUUUGAAUCAAGGCUCUGCAGGAAGCAGAAGGAAAUCGAAGCCAGUCUGAGUCAGCGAGAAUCCAUUAUUUUACGACAACAAAGGGUGAUCCGGCAAUUGCAGAAUAGAUUAGCGGAGAGGAGCACGAGCACUCGGGACUCGCCACCUUGCGACGCCCUGGACAGAUUGGACAGUCUCGGGGAUAGCGACAGCGCCGUGGUGCUCGAGGAGGCCGCGGACGAUCCUGCCCCACCAAGGUUUCGUUCUAACAUUACUGAUGUAACUGUGAUCCGUUCCGUGUCCGAUGCGGUAGAACCAUCGAAUAAAUAUUCAUCGAUGCGACGUUGCAACGGUUUCCUCAGAAGACCGGAGAUUCUGGAAACCGUGUAUUCCGUGGAGGAGGACGGUGACAGCGAAAAUAAUCAGGAUCCGUCGGAGUCGACAGAGAAUUCGGAAUACGAGGACAGGAGAAUGAAAAACUUAGGCAACGGAAAGGGCAGGCUUCAGGAUCUCUACGGCAGUUUCGAAAGGUUGGCUCAAGACACGGAUUCUCCACCCAGCGAAAGACCCAGAGACGAAAGCCAACAGGCGCAGGUGACGUACAAUAGGGUAAUGAGCAAUCACAGAUCCGUGACGAAGCCAAAAGACGUGAAGUACAAGAGGAUAAAUAAGGCAAAAUCGAAAAGUCUUGAAGAACUUAGAGGACGUCUUAGAAAUUGGGUCGAGAAAGGAAAUAAAAUAGCUAUAUCGUUGGAUCAGUCAUAUGCUUGAGCCUACUACCAUAUAUGAAAGUAUAUAAAUUAUUAUUUUAUGAACAAAAACGUGUAAUGCCCAAAAUUCUAUUUAUAAGAUUAAAGAAUGGACUUUUAUCUUUAGUAAAGUCGCUACUGUAUUUAAUUGAAAUAUCAUCGCUCCAUGUGAUAUUUACUGUAAUAUUUUGUCAUGUUAAUUAUGCACCUAGAUCAAAGAUAAAUGAUUCGAGACUUGUGAUAUGAUUUUAUUAUAU
Molecule: messenger RNA, 2077 nt
Organism: Mycetomoellerius zeteki
Lineage: Eukaryota; Metazoa; Arthropoda; Insecta; Hymenoptera; Formicidae
Exons: 5
Coding region: 733-1842 (369 amino acids)
Source: RefSeq, a predicted model, not a curated record